AUGAAGACGCCUGAUACGUUCUCCUUGUGGAGGAAUGGAGAAGAAAAUGAAUCGAACAGCUCUGCGUCGUCAAGCCUCAUGGCCGUCCUAGCCACAGUACUCGUCGUGUCCAUCGUCUUUUACUUCUUCAGGAGGACGAAGAAUGGAGCCUAUCUUCUGCCUCCUGGACCCCGAGGGUUGCCGCUUCUCGGAAGCCUCCCCUUCCUCGGAUCCGACCUCCACGUCUACUUCGCGGAGCUCGCGCGCACCUACGGCCCUGUCAUGAGUCUCCGCCUUGGCGCCAAGCUCUGCGUCGUGCUCAGUUCCCCCGAGGCGGUGAAGGAGGCCCUUAGGGACCAAGACGUCGUCUUCGCCAACCGCGACGUCCCCAUGGUUGGGUUCGUCUACUCCUACGGCGGUAAGAACCUGGCUUUGGCACCCUACGGGCCUCACUGGCGCAUGCUUCGCAAGGUGUCGGCUCGGGAGCUGUUCAAUCCCGCCACCAUCGACAGCCUCUCCGUCCCGCGCCAGGAUGAGAUUCGAAGGAUGGUGGAGGAGAUCAGAGGGAAGGCAGGCCAGUCCGUGAAUCUGCGCGAGCUCUUGUCCGCCGUGACAAUGAAACUGAUAGCGGUGAUGCUGUGGGGGGGCUCAUUGCCGCAGAAAGGAGAGGAGGGGGACGCCGUUUGGAGGGAGAUCGGAAACGCGGUCGACAAAAUCGUGUCCAUGUCGGCCGUCCCCAACAUCUCCGAUUUCUACCCUGCCCUAGCCUGGCUCGACCUGCAGGGCCUAGUGCGGCGGAUGCGAAGAUUGUGCUCAGUGCUCGACCAUAUCUUAAACUCCAUCAUCGAGGAGCGCCUGAUGAUGAUGGAGAGCUGUCGGGAGGGAGAUCCUGCGGCGGCCGUGGAUAAGAAGAACAGGGAUUUCCUGCAGGUGCUGUUAGACCUCGUACAGAACCCUGACCCCCAAGGGCCCAUGACCAUGGAGCAUACGAAGGCCUUGCUCCUGGUGACCUCUUCAUCUUCAUCUCUUCCAUCAAAAAAUUUAUUCGGCGGCUUUUAAAUAUCCAAUUACAAAAGGCUUCCCGUAGAACAUCUUCAUACACGUGAUUUCUAAGUCGGGCUGUGAUACAUAAUUGACCGUACCCCAUGCCCCGUGCUCACCUGUCUGAGGAACCGGGUUGACAGGACCUUGUGGCCGGAGGGAUGGACACGACGUCCACGACGGUGGAGUGGGCCAUGGCAGAGCUUCUCAACGACCCCGAGAGGAUGAAGACUGCACAACACGAGAUUGCCGCCGUGGUCGGCAAGGGCAGCGCCGUCGAAGAGGUCCACCUCCCCCGCCUGCGAUACCUCGACGCCGUGGUCCGGGAGACCCUCCGCCUCCACCCGGUGGUGCCUCUGUUGGUGCCCCGCUGCCCCAGCUCUACCUGCACCGUCGGCGGCUUCAGAAUUCCCGAGGGAACCAACGUACUCGUCAACGUGUGGGAAAUACACAGGGACCCUAGAAUAUGGGAGGACGCCUCCAAGUUCAAGCCGGAGAGGUUCCUGAGCGAAGCAGGCAGAGUGGAUUACAGCGGCAAAACCUUCCGCUACCUCCCUUUCGGAACCGGCAGACGGAUCUGCCCCGGCAUUUUGCUGGGGGAGAGGAUGGUGAUGUUCAUUCUUGCCUCACUGCUGCACUCGGCGGACUGGGCUCUGCCAGAAGGUGGGGCGGCGGCGUUGGAUCUCAACGAGAAGUUUGGGAUUGUGAUGAGGAAGGAGAAGGCCCUCAUCGCCAUCCCCUCCACGCGAUAA
Spirodela intermedia is the source of this 1772-nucleotide messenger RNA. Lineage: Eukaryota; Viridiplantae; Streptophyta; Magnoliopsida; Alismatales; Araceae. The record is from the annotation of a GenBank genome assembly.